This is a messenger RNA of Protopolystoma xenopodis, 375 nucleotides long. The record is from the annotation of a GenBank genome assembly. Lineage: Eukaryota; Metazoa; Platyhelminthes; Monogenea; Polystomatidea; Polystomatidae.
AUGGCCCGACUGACCUUAAACGUCACCGCUACCUCGUCUCUGCCCCACUACGGGGCGGUUAAGAUUGUGGUUGGGUUGGAUUUGGUUGCUGACGCCGUCCAGGCCAGACAGAAAGUGGAGUUGCGGGGAGGCGAGAAUCAUAAUCGCACGAGACUGCCUCGGUCAGACAGUUCCGAUCAAUUGCACCGUCGAAUCUCCUCAUCAGACACACUUUCCGUCGAAAUGGAAAUGCAUACAUUGCAAGUUUGUAUUCCUCAGGUUCAGAUAGUCCCGAUGCUUCAUGUCCUCAUGAACCACCAACUCGUCAUUACUGCAGCUGAAACGUUGAAAAGUCCACGCCAAUGCUGCUGCUGCUGCUGCUACUAUUGUUUCUGA